This is a messenger RNA of Cimex lectularius (bed bug), 753 nucleotides long. RefSeq names its product peptidyl-tRNA hydrolase ICT1, mitochondrial. The coding region runs from base 135 to 704 and encodes 189 amino acids. Gene Ontology annotation, cellular component: mitochondrial large ribosomal subunit. Lineage: Eukaryota; Metazoa; Arthropoda; Insecta; Hemiptera; Cimicidae. Gene Ontology annotation, biological process: mitochondrial translational termination. The transcript is spliced from 5 exons. The record is from RefSeq and is a predicted model, not a curated record. Gene Ontology annotation, molecular function: translation release factor activity.
CCUGACCAUAAUCGUAUUAUCGCAGAGUGUAGGCUCAACGAAAGGCAACUUCUGCGUCUUGUUUAUCAAUCGUUCGCGAAGUUUGGGCUUUUCGUCUAAGUUGUUCUGCGGCUUGGAACUUCGCGAAGUGGACGAUGGCUGCUUACAGACUCCGGCCUCUUCUCACCGCACUGCCCAACACGAGGAACUUGUCCCUCUAUAAAAGCAACAUCUCACUCAGCAACUUGUAUCCAAAAAGUUCUCUCAACUUUACGACCCCUGUGUCGAUACCUGAUAAUGGUUCUGCUUUCUCAGGAUUUAUACCUGUUGAUAAAGUUGAUAUUACGUACAGCAGGAGUUCGGGUCCUGGUGGUCAACAUGUAAACACGGUCAAUACAAAAGUGGACGUUCGCUUUCAUGUCGAAUCCGCAGAGUGGCUCAGCGACGAUGUCAAGAAAAGGAUAUUGGAAAAUCUAAAAAAUAAGAUUAACAAAGAUGGUUACCUCGUAGUACGUUCGGACAAAACUAGAUCUCAAAUUUACAACCAAGCGGAUGCCAUGAUGAUUUUACGAAGGUUGAUUCACUCCGCCUUGGUCACAAAGCCAGCCAUCACACAAGAAACUCUCGAAGUGCUGAGAAAACGUAAAGAGAAAGCGAACCAAGAAAGGUUGAUGAAAAAAAGAAUGCAUUCACUUAAGAAAAAGGAUAGACAGGAUAAUUUUUAAUCUACUUAUGGUUUUUUUGUAAAUAAUAAAAAUUACUAGUUGAGUUCUA